AGCCCAGAAAUAGCAGCCGCAAUAGAGGAAGUCCUUUUCUUCAUUUCCUCUCACUAUGCCGACUCACAUGGUGUUUCAGGCAAGAGAGAGAUUUUUUUAACAACACACAUUUACACACAGUUAGUAAAUUCACAUAAUAAAUGCACGACGCUAAGAACGGGGAAAAAAGCUGGAGAUGUGAAGAGAAGGAAACAGCAGCAGACGUCAUAUUGACAACACGAGCAUCACACGCAAGAUUCUCUACACAGAUCAGGAAGUGAUUCUGCUAGCCUGUUUUCUUAUCUGUGUGAAUAUGUGAGCGUGUUGCUGUGUGUGUGUAUUUGUGUAUAUGUGUGUGUGGGUGUGAUUGAGAGGCUACAUAUAUAUGUAUAUAUCCUCUCCAUAAUGAUACCUUCAUCCCAGAGACACCACUAAUCACUUAUGGACUCCAUUCUGAAGCUACACCAUGGGAUCCAGACUAAAGGAAAAUCCAGAACAGACGUUUUACUGGUUCUUUCAGGCCUCAUGCCCCAUCGCCAGAGACAAAGAUCCUGGGUUGCUGUUUCAGUUCCCAGAGGACUUCACUGAUGAGGAGUGUUUGCAAUCCCUUCCUCGCUUCUGCUUCCCAUAUGAUAUAGAGAGGGUGAGGGACGGUAUAGCUGUGCAGCACUUUACAUUUGCCUUGACUGACCUUGAGGGAUGUCAGCGAUUUGGGUUCUGCAGACUGACCUCCAGCUCCCAGACCUGUCUCUGCAUCCUCAGCUAUCUGCCUUGGUUCGAAGCCUUUUAUAAACUGUUAAAUAACUUGGCAGACUAUGUGACAAAAGGCCAGACGAAUGAGAUGAGAGAGUUACUGGCAGCUCUUUACAAACACCCCGUGCCACUGGCUGACAGCUUAAACACUCUGCAUCUGAUGCCGUACUUCAUUGCUCCGGAUCCAAAAGCUUUACCAUCUAUUCCAGAGAGUAGGAACCUGACCGAGCUGAUCGUGGCUGUAGAUGUGGGGAAUCUGCUGCAGCUGUACGCUAGCAUGCUUUUUGAGAGACGUAUCCUCAUCUGCUGCAGUAAACUCAGCACGCUGACAGCAUGUGUUCAUGCGUGUUGCGGCAUGAUCUUCCCCAUGUACUGGCAGCACAUCUUCAUUCCGGUCCUUCCACCACACCUGCUGGACUACUGCUGUGCUCCAAUGCCGUACCUUAUUGGAGUUCAUUCCAGCCUGAUAGAGAGAGUGAGAAGUCGUGCUCUGGAGGAUGUGGUCAUUCUGAACGUGGACACGAACACUAUGGAGUCUCCUCACGAUGAUCUGAGGAAGCUCCCAGCUGAUGUGGUGACAGCUCUGAAAGUAAGGCUGAAGCGACAGGCUGCUUUUACAGGCUCCGGUGUUGCUAAAGCGUUUCUCAGAGCUCAGGCUCUGCUAUUUGGAGCAUACAAAGAUGCCUUACAGUACCCUAGCGGAGAACCCGUGUCAUUCAGUGAGGAGUUAUUUCUAACACACAAGUCUCCCAGCAUGAGGCAGUUCCUUGAGAGUGCUGUUCACCUGCAGUUUUUCGAACAGUUUAUUGACGAACGUCUAGAGAUGAUAAACCAAGGAAAAGAACCAGAUGAUCUAUUCGAGGAGGAAAUACAGCAGUGUGGUGUGUCGUCAGGUGGCACUAAAUCUUACCAGCAGUGGAUGGGGAACCUGAAGAAAGGAGGAGGAUCUCUCAUUCUCACAGUCAAGUCCAAGGCUCAGAUGUACAAAAAUGUCACAUGUCAUAGCAAGCUGAAGAAUCUGAUUUCAUCAAAGGAGCAGAAACAGGCUCACGCUCUGCAGAGAGGAGGAUCCAUGUGCGGCACACACUCAUACUGUGUCAACAAAUCAGACUGCCUUCAAAACAGAUUACCAAUCACACAGCAUUUUGGAAAGUCCCGACCUCGCAGACCGACACGCAAACAAACCAGCCACCAGGCAGAGGAAACACCCAAAGACAGCAGUGGCAGCUGGAGAGAGGAGGGUCGUACAGAGUUGGCUUCUGACGAUCUCACUGAGGAGGAAGAGUUCUCUGUGGUGGCUGAUCUUGAGGAGAUGGAUCUGUUAGGGGAGAUCUUCGACACGUUAAACACUCAGAGUUCCACAGAGCCGGGCCUGCUAUACAGCACACGUAGCCUCGACGUUUUCACUUCUGACUGUACUGACUUCAUCAGCAGAAGGAGCUUGGCCACACCCAGUCAGGAGAGCUUGAGUCUUUCCACUGGGAACAAUGGCAGUCUGAUGAGCUGGGAGGAAGGGCAUGAAGAUUUAGAGGUGGAGGAGUCUGAGGUGCCGAGUGAUGAACCAGAGAGGGAUGCAGGAGAUGGCGUGAGAGAGGGUCACAGUAUGUCAAUGGAGGAGGAACCAUCUGUGGAUCUUGGAAGAUUAGUAGAGGAUCUCGUGGACCUAAAGCAAGAACUUGAAGAGGAACUGAAUGGAAACUGUAAAACAACUAGCACAUCGUCCAGUGAAAAUCAACUAGAAACUAACAGGUUGUCAGAUGUAGUUCAGGAUGAAACUAGCAGAUCAUCAGGAAAAAGUCAUCAGGAAAACAGCAGCUCACCAGAAGAAAAUCAGGAAAGAACUUGGCAAUCCAAACCAGAUGAUGAUGAUGUGGAAAACGCCAGAGCUCAAGAGAGGCAAAUAAAAGAAGUAAUAAACAAAGAACACCAUGUGGGACACCAGGAUCUAUCUCAUGAGUUCAACAACUCAGGGAAUCCAAACAGAGACUCUCCCCAGGAAAAACAGCCCCUUGCUGAAGAACAACUAAAUGCAGAGACUUUAGUUAAUGCAGCCAAAAAAGAUGAAGAGCAAGAAGAGUGCAGAGACCAAUCAACUCCUAAAGUGCUCUCCAAAGUGACCCUGUUCCAGGUCAAGGCCUACCAGAGCAAGAGCUCCCCCGAGACUGUGCGCCCAUCUCUAAAAAUCUCUCCAAGAAGUCCUGGAGCAAUUUGGAUGACGGUGAAUACAAAAACAGAUGAUUUGACCAUGAAUUCACCAACCCCUUCCAAUUUAUCAGACGCCGCUAAGGAGGACGAAGACCUACCACCACCUAAAGUGUCUGAACUUAAAAAGAGAUUUGAGCAGUGAUUGAUUAGAGGGAAAACAUCACAACCCUGCAAGUGCUAGAUACCAGAGAUGCCCACAGUUACUUGGAGGAACCACAAGGAUGUCAAAAAAAGAAGAACAAAAUAC
Messenger RNA from Hemibagrus wyckioides, 3184 nucleotides. RefSeq names its product DENN domain containing 1C (gene dennd1c). Gene Ontology annotation, biological process: endocytic recycling; endocytosis. Gene Ontology annotation, molecular function: phosphatidylinositol phosphate binding; guanyl-nucleotide exchange factor activity. Bases 446 to 3079 code for a protein of 877 amino acids. The record is from RefSeq and is a predicted model, not a curated record. The transcript has 22 exons. Gene Ontology annotation, cellular component: cytosol; intracellular membrane-bounded organelle. NCBI's taxonomy places the organism in Eukaryota, Metazoa, Chordata, Actinopteri, Siluriformes, Bagridae.